AUGUGACUACAAUAAUAAUAAUAAUAACAAUCGUAAAUAAUACAUAUAAAAUUUUACGGGUUAUCAAUUUUUCGAUAGACAGUUGCGUCCUUAAGUACUCAAGAUGCAUUUGAAAACAGUUCUACCGUUGUUUGUGUUUACGUGCGGUUUAUUAUAUUCCGUGGAAGGGCAGUCGGUGGUGUGUCCGGCGGUGCGCACGACGAGCGGCUGGCUGGAUCUGUUCCCGCUGCCGUGCAGGAAGCAUGCAGAGUGCCGCGUCAUGGGCACGCAGCACCUCUGCUGCAAGGGAUACUGCACCAAGGGCAUCAAGCCCGCACCUAUACGAACCGACCAGCAGAAGAGUAGCGUAACUGAGGCUAGUAGCACAAGCACAAGCACAAGUAGCACCACAACGAGCACAAGCACCACAACGACCACAACAACCACUACAACGACCCCGAGUACCACCAGCUCGACCACGACCACUACGACGACCACGCAGCGACCCACGGAGCCGCCGCGACCAUUCCUGCAGAUCCUGCCCAUCAUCCAAUCUACACAGGCGACGCAAGCGCAGAGAAAUGCUCCUGCUAAGACAGGCACUGACAUAACCGCUGUUAAUUAUUCGCGCACACGCGAGUCGUUGGAUUACGAGUACUCGAACAGCGAGUCGAAUAAAGUGUCCUCGAGUGCAGGAAAGUCGCAGAAGCUGGUGUGUCCGAAGCCCGGGAGCGCUCCGGUGCUGUUGUUCCCGAUCCCUUGUGAGAACAACGCUCAGUGUCGCGUCACCAGCGGGCCCGAUCAAGUUUGCUGCGAGCGCCGCUGUGUGAAGGGCGUGCCGGCGCCGCGGCCCACCUCCAAACCCCGGUCGCACCAACCAUUGCUCGGCGUGAUCCCUCGCGAGUGCCCGACCGCGCCGCUCGGGGAGCUGUUGUUCGAGGUGCAAUCCUGCAAGACGGACGCCGACUGCUGGCCGCGGGUGUGCUGCCCCGACGGCACGCGGUCUUACUGCCGCACGGCCCGUGCGCGCCUCGACCUCGUACCCAUAGCCAACCAGAUCGACGGGCCGGUGCGCAUGUUCGAGCAGUACUUGCAGUGCACCAAGCCGCCGCAGUACGACCUGUUCCCGCAGAAGUGUUCCUCCAGCGUGGACUGCUUCCCUAACCUGUGCUGCGCCGAGGGAGGCAAUAAACAUUGCCGCCCGCCGCAGCGCAGUCUACUUGCACUGCUCGCAGGAGUCACGCAGAGAGUCGGAUCAACCCUAAGCAACCUGAGGCAAUCUCAAGCUGCCAAUAGUAAUAAAGCGUAAAGUUAUAUGUUGUAAAUAGUAGUGUUAAAAUUGUAGGAAUUUUAUAUUUUUAUACUUUUGUACAGUUGAGUAAUAAAUAUUUUGUU
Pectinophora gossypiella (pink bollworm) is the source of this 1374-nucleotide messenger RNA. RefSeq names its product mucin-5AC. The transcript has 7 exons. The coding region runs from base 104 to 1288 and encodes 394 amino acids. Lineage: Eukaryota; Metazoa; Arthropoda; Insecta; Lepidoptera; Gelechiidae. The record is from RefSeq and is a predicted model, not a curated record.